UGAUGGAACCGAUGGCUUUCUUCUAUUCCCCUGCGAAUACCAGCACGAGCUCCAGCUUAAGCUGGAGCUCGUCUGCUUUCUGUCGCAACCAUGUCGGGUAACGUGACUGACACACAUUCCUACAGCUUGCCCGCAUCUGUCCCCGCAACUCGAUGGAGAUCGAUCCACGCCUGCGCCCUCCUAGCGAUCAUAGCCCUGCUACUGGAGGAGCAGAUACAAGACAUUCUUACAUCGCAUCCCCUGCAUCAGCACAGGACGAUACUGUCACCUCCGCCCAUACAACGGCGAGCGACUAUCCGGACCCUCCCUCGCACUUCGCACGCGAGUCAGGUAACCAUGCGUACUACAACACGACUGGCGGUCAACCGCAGGGAUCGCAUCCACUAUAUCAAGCAGGACAAAGCGCCAGCCCCGUCAUUCCGGGCUUUCAUCGACUGGAGUCGACCGAUCCAAAUGACCCGUACGCCGAUCUGAAACGACCUCGUGCAUGUGAAGCAUGCCGACAGCUCAAAGUUCGAUGCGAGCCUGACCCUAUCAAUCCCAACGGACCGUCGUGUAAACGGUGCGCGAAGGCUGGGAGAGCUUGUGUCGUGACUGCGCCGACUCGCAAGCGCCAGAAGAAGACGGAUAGUCGGGUUGCGGAGUUGGAGAGGAAGAUUGAUGCGUUGACUGCUAGUUUGCAGGCCUCGCAGGGCGGUGAUGCGCUAUUCGAUCAGGGUAAUACUGGGUUACCACAGCGGGAAGAGCAUCAUGGACGACGGUGGCUUGCGUCGAAGCAGAAUGUUUCAAAUGGACCUCCUUCGACUCUGGGUUCUCCGGCCAGUGUGGCGGGGACCAAACGGCGUUAUAGCGGGGAGAUGAAAGAUCCAAGAGAAAAUGGGCAUCCGCCCCCGCCCCCUGCAUACCCCCGCCAGGAUAGCCCCUCCGCUGCAGAGAGAAUGCGCGACCAGACGUCCUCGUCCUCGAAGCGGUGGCAGAAUACUUGGUUCACUUUGGACAAUGCCCCGAAAACAGAGACUAAAGAAUUUGUUGAUAUGAUCGAUCGUGGCUUGGUCACCGCGCAUAUUGCGUCUCAAGCGUUCGAUCGAUAUGUCGAGGAUAUGGCCCCCCAGCUACCCGUCGUGGUGUUUCCCGCUGGAACGCGAAUGGAGGAUGUACGGAGGACCAAGCCAGUUUUGUUGCAAGCAAUUGUAGCUGUUUCUAUGGGGCCUUUCCAACCCGAGUUGCAGAUGCCCCUUAUCGACGACUUUUAUAAAAUCAUCGCGGAGCGUACUGUGGUGAAGGGCGAAAAGUCAUUGGAGCUGGUGCAGGCGAUAUUAGUAUCCUGCAACUGGUACAUACCGCCCGACAACUUUGAAGAGCUCAAGUUCUAUCAAUUGGUACACCUGGGGGUUUCGAUUGGAAUGGACAUUGGGAUGAACCAAAGGACCGUAGCCAGCAAGCCGAUCAAGUCGCUCAGGGAAAUCCUUGGGAGGAAACCAUCUUGGUUGGAUCCAGAUUCGCCAGAAAUUCGAAGAGCUUGGCUGGGGUGCUAUCUACAAGCCGUACAAAUGUCUAUUUCCUUGAGGCGUGUUCUACUUGUACGAUGGCAGCCGUAUAUGGACGAAUGUCUUGAGAUAUUGGAAAAGUCCCCUGCCGCUUUGCCAUCAGACAAAGCGCUCAUUCAGUGGGCUAAAAUUUCGCAUAUCACUGAAGAAGUCGGCUUCCAGUUCUCCCCAGAGGAGCUUGGAUCCAGCGCAUCUUUCUCGGACCCAAAAACCCAGUAUACCCUGAGAGUUUUUGAGAAGCAGUUGGAUCAAUGGAGGAGAGAGACCCCACCAGAUGUUUAUUGCGCAACAAUGAGGCAAUCCGACUACAUACUAAACCUCUGUAUGCACGAGACUGCGAUGCAAUUUGGUUCUAAUGACCAGCAAACAACACCAGAAGAUGAUUAUUCAAGCCCCACUAGUGCGGCUCACAUGAACGCCCUGUCUAUCUGUCUCACUUCCAUCCACCAUUGUCUGGAUAUGGUCUCGUCCGUUGAUACCCGGACGUUCCUCAGUUUUCCUACUUCGAAUCUGGCGCGAACCUCCUAUGCAAUGGUCGCUUUGAUUAAACUUUAUUCUCUUGUCUCGACCCCGGAGACCCGAAUUGGACAAGUGAUCGACCCUGCCAGUUUGAAAGUCGAAUGGUACAUGGACAAAGUCCUUGAACGUUACCGGGUUGCGGGUUCUCAUCCCGGUGGACGUACUGCAGCCAAGUUCUCGGUGGUUUUAAACUUGCUUCGGAGCUGGUUUAUGAAACGCAAAGACCAGCACGUGGCGUUGAGGGAGGCAUUUGACGGCGGAGGGAAACAGUUCAGCAUAUGCAACAGCAUCAGGGAGUCGGCGGAGAACAACGAAGAAAGGAGUCAACCGGCAAAAAUGGGUCCCACCCCUCUCCACCUUCUUAGUGAAGUCGCUAUGGGAGAACCUACUACAAAUCGCCCAAAUUCCAGACCAGCCUCAUCCCAGCCUCGACCAGGCUACACCGCUUCCGAACCCAUCGCAUCAUCGGACCUGGCAUCUCAACCCCUAGGCCCAGAAACAGCCACAACGACCACAGCAGCCACUGAUUCUGACCAAUGGGUUCAGUACCCCCCUGUUCCUAUCUCUUCAGCCUCCCAUGCUCAUUCUCGCCCGUUCUAUCCUUCCUUCAGCAAUCCAAACUAUCAGGACAUGCCCGGGUAUCCCGACCCAAACAGCGGGAAUAUGCUCAUGUCCACGCCGAACCAGGGGGUCUUUGUUCCCGAACUAGGAAUGCAGGUCGGGUUUGAUCCUGAGAAUCUGUUUGCGUUGGGCAAUAUGCUAGGUGAUGGCUUUUUCAAUCUUACGUUUCCGCUUGAUGGGAAUGCGGGAUACUUCUAACUUUCGUUUUUUUUCUUUCUUUUUUCUUUCUUUUUUCUUUCUUUUUUCUUUCUUGUUCAUUCAUUUGGGAUUUAUUUUGUUUGAGUCAUUUUAGAUAUCCUCGAAGGCUAUACUGGGCGUUUGGGUCGUGGAGUUUGUCUGUUGAUAUGGUGUGACAAUUUUUGACGUGGAAAUAGAAACCUUAUUAUCUUCUCUAAGACUUGAU
Molecule: messenger RNA, 3090 nt
Organism: Aspergillus wentii DTO 134E9
Lineage: Eukaryota; Fungi; Ascomycota; Eurotiomycetes; Eurotiales; Aspergillaceae
Product: putative C6 transcription factor (War1)
Exons: 4
Coding region: 153-2885 (910 amino acids)
Biological process (GO): regulation of DNA-templated transcription
Cellular component (GO): nucleus
Molecular function (GO): DNA-binding transcription factor activity, RNA polymerase II-specific; transcription cis-regulatory region binding; zinc ion binding
Source: RefSeq, a predicted model, not a curated record